ACGAGCCGGGACGCGGCGCCGCGGCACCAGGGCGCGCAGCCGGGCCGGCCCGACCCCACCGGCCACACGGUGGAGCUACUGGAAGCCCACACCCCACAGCCGGAGGCAGAGUUUCACCGGGAUCUAUGUCUAACUUCUAACUCUUGCUGACAAAGACCACGAUAAUUCCUUCCCCAAAGCCCAGCAGCCCCCCAGCCCCGCGCAGCCCCAGCCUGCCUCCCACCGCCCAGCUGCCCGCCAUGCCCUCCAGCGGCCCUGGGGACACCAGCAGCUCCGCUCCGGAGCGGGAGGAGGACCGCAAGGAGGGAGAGGAGCAGGAGGAGGCUCGUGGCAAGGAGGAGCGGCAGGAGCCCAGCACGACUGCACGGAAGGUGGGGCGGCCUGGGCGGAAGCGCAAGCACCCCCCGGUGGAAAGCAGUGACACACCAAAGGACCCCGCAGUGACCUCCAAGUCCCCGUCCAUGGCCCAGGACUCAGGCCCCUCAGAGCUGUUACCCAAUGGGGACUUGGAGAAGCGGAGUGAGCCCCAGCCAGAGGAGGGGAGCCCCGCUGGAGGGCAGAAGGGCGGGGCCCCAGCAGAGGGAGAGGGUGCGGCUGAGACCCCGCCUGAAGCCUCCAGAGCCGUGGAGAAUGGCUGCUGCACCCCCAAGGAUGGCCGAGGAGCCCCUGCAGAAGAGAGCAAAGAACAGAAGGAGACCAACAUCGAAUCCAUGAAAAUGGAGGGCUCCCGGGGCCGGCUGCGGGGUGGCUUGGGCUGGGAGUCCAGCCUCCGCCAGCGGCCCAUGCCGCGGCUCACCUUCCAGGCGGGGGACCCCUACUACAUCAGCAAGCGCAAGCGGGACGAGUGGCUGGCACGCUGGAAAAGGGAGGCUGAGAAGAAAGCCAAGGUGAUCGCAGUAAUGAAUGCUGUGGAAGAAAACCAGGGCUCGGGCGAGUCUCAGAAGGUCGAGGAGGCCAGCCCUCCCGCCGUGCAGCAGCCCACCGACCCCGCCUCCCCCACAGUGGCCACCACACCUGAGCCCGUGGGGGCGGACGCGGGGGACAAGAAUGCCACCAAAGCCGCGGAUGAUGAGCCGGAGUACGAGGACGGCCGGGGCUUUGGCAUUGGGGAGCUGGUGUGGGGGAAACUUCGGGGCUUCUCCUGGUGGCCAGGCCGCAUUGUGUCUUGGUGGAUGACGGGCCGGAGCCGAGCAGCUGAAGGCACGCGCUGGGUCAUGUGGUUUGGAGACGGCAAGUUCUCAGUGGUGUGUGUCGAGAAGCUGAUGCCGCUAAGCUCCUUCUGCAGUGCUUUCCACCAGGCCACCUACAACAAGCAGCCCAUGUACCGCAAAGCCAUCUACGAAGUCCUACAGGUGGCCAGCAGCCGCGCGGGGAAGCUGUUCCCGGCCUGCCACGACAGCGAUGAGAGCGACACUGCCAAGGCCGUUGAGGUGCAGAACAAACAGAUGAUCGAAUGGGCUCUCGGAGGCUUCCAGCCCUCUGGCCCCAAGGGCCUGGAGCCACCUGAAGAAGAGAAGAACCCCUACAAAGAAGUUUACACAGACAUGUGGGUCGAACCCGAGGCAGCUGCCUAUGCCCCACCCCCACCCGCCAAAAAGCCCCGAAAGAGCACAACGGAGAAGCCGAAGGUCAAGGAGAUAAUUGACGAACGCACAAGAGAGCGGCUAGUGUACGAGGUGCGGCAGAAGUGCCGGAACAUCGAGGACAUUUGCAUCUCUUGUGGGAGCCUCAACGUCACCCUGGAACACCCUCUCUUCGUCGGAGGAAUGUGCCAAAACUGUAAGAACUGCUUCCUGGAGUGCGCGUACCAGUAUGACGACGACGGCUACCAGUCCUACUGCACCAUCUGCUGCGGGGGGCGCGAGGUGCUCAUGUGCGGGAACAACAACUGCUGCAGGUGCUUCUGUGUGGAAUGUGUGGACCUCCUGGUGGGGCCGGGCGCCGCACAGGCCGCCAUCAAGGAGGACCCCUGGAACUGCUACAUGUGCGGGCACAAGGGCACCUACGGGCUGCUGCGGCGGCGGGACGACUGGCCCUCGCGGCUCCAGAUGUUCUUUGCCAACAACCACGACCAGGAAUUCGACCCUCCGAAGGUGUACCCACCUGUCCCAGCCGAGAAGAGGAAGCCCAUCCGGGUGCUGUCUCUAUUUGACGGAAUUGCUACAGGGCUUCUGGUGCUGAAGGACUUGGGAAUUCAGGUGGACCGCUACAUCGCCUCCGAGGUGUGCGAGGACUCCAUCACAGUGGGCAUGGUGCGCCACCAGGGGAAGAUCAUGUACGUCGGGGACGUCCGCAGCGUCACACAGAAGCAUAUCCAGGAGUGGGGCCCGUUCGAUCUGGUGAUUGGGGGCAGCCCUUGCAAUGACCUCUCCAUCGUCAACCCUGCCCGGAAAGGACUCUACGAGGGCACUGGCCGGCUCUUCUUUGAGUUCUACCGCCUCCUGCAUGAUGCGCGGCCCAAGGAGGGAGAUGACCGCCCCUUCUUCUGGCUCUUUGAGAAUGUGGUGGCCAUGGGCGUUAGUGACAAGAGGGACAUCUCGCGAUUUCUCGAGUCCAACCCUGUGAUGAUUGAUGCCAAAGAAGUGUCCGCUGCACACAGGGCCCGCUACUUCUGGGGGAACCUUCCUGGUAUGAACAGGCCGUUGGCAUCCACUGUGAAUGAUAAGCUGGAGCUGCAGGAGUGUCUGGAGCACGGCAGAAUAGCCAAGUUCAGCAAAGUGAGGACCAUUACUACGAGGUCGAACUCCAUAAAGCAGGGCAAAGACCAGCAUUUCCCCGUCUUCAUGAAUGAGAAAGAAGACAUCUUAUGGUGCACUGAAAUGGAAAGGGUGUUUGGCUUCCCUGUCCACUAUACCGACGUCUCCAACAUGAGCCGCUUGGCGAGGCAGAGACUGCUGGGCCGGUCGUGGAGUGUGCCGGUCAUUCGCCACCUCUUCGCUCCGCUGAAGGAAUAUUUUGCUUGUGUGUAAGGGACAUGAGGGCAAACUGAGGUAGUGAUACAAAGUUAAACAAACAAAACAAAACAAAACAAAAAAAACCACAAAACACAACAAAACACCAACAACAUGAGGAUCGAGAGGAGUAUCAGCACCCAGAAGAGAAAAAGGAAUUUAAAACAAAAACCACAGAGGCGAAAGUACUGGAGGGCUUUGCCUUGCACAAAGGGUUGGACAUCAUCUCCUAAUUUUUCAAUGUUAACCUUCAGUCCUAUUUAAAAAAAAACAAAACCAAGCUCCCUCCCUUCCGCCCCCACCCCUUUUUUUUGGGUCAAACCUUUUGUUUUCUACUCUUUUCAGAGGGGUUUUCUGUUUGUUUGGGUUUUUGUUUCUUGCUGUGACUGGAACAAGAGGGGUUUUGCAGCAAAAAAAAAAAAAAAAAAAAAAAAAAAAGUCAGUAACAAGAAAUAGUAACAAUACCGGGAGAGGAAGGAUCGGAGAAAAGGAAAAAAGGAAAUUCUAUAGAAAUCUAUAUAUUGGAUUUUUUUUUUAAACUAUAUAUCUUUUUUUUUUUUUUCGUUGUUGUCUCUAGCCUGAUCAGAUAGGAGCACAAGCAGGGGACAGAAAACAGUGACACUCAGCGGCAGAAUUCCCUCCCAGCCACUGAGCUGUCUUGCCAGCACCAUUCCUGGUCCUGCAGAACAGAGCCCAACUAGCAGCAGGGAGACAGAACACACAAGACCCUUUUACACAGUAUUUCAGGUGCCUACCAUACAGGAAACCUUGAAGAAAAUCAGUUUCUAGAAGCCGCUGUUACCUCUUGUUUACAGUUUAUAUAUAUAUGAUAGAUAGGAGAUAUAUAUAUAAAAGGUACUGUUAACUACUGUGCAACUCGAAUUCAUAAUGGUGCUUUAAAACAGCGAGACGAGUAAAAACAUCAGCUUCCACGUUGCCUUAUGCGCAAAGGGUUUUAACCGAGGCUGGAGAGGGGAGGCAGCUUGAAGGUGAGCGGUUGCCGCGGUGGGCUUUCCCCCGGUACUGAGCAGGGCGGAGGGGGAGAAGCCGGGGCCCGUGUUCUCCCGCUCCUCCCUGCCCACGGUGGGGGCGAGGGGAGCCGGCUCGGCCCGUGGAGAGCUGACAGUGGGAUUCAUCCAGGCUCAUGCAAUAACCUUGAGACGGUUUUGUUUUUUGUUGUUUUUUGUUUUUUUUCAAAAAGGAGACCCCCUCGGUGAGAUGGCAGGAUAAGGGGUCUUCAUUCCCAAUCUCUCACAUUAGCCGAUUUGAGGGCUCCUUGUGGUGGGAUCAGAAAUAAUCCAGAGUGUGGGCAAGCGACCGUUAAAACCCCACCUGGAGCAAAUAAAAAAACAUACAAAACGUA
This is a messenger RNA of Neogale vison (American mink), 4314 nucleotides long. RefSeq names its product DNA methyltransferase 3 alpha (gene DNMT3A). The record is from RefSeq and is a predicted model, not a curated record. Lineage: Eukaryota; Metazoa; Chordata; Mammalia; Carnivora; Mustelidae. Gene Ontology annotation, molecular function: DNA (cytosine-5-)-methyltransferase activity. The coding region runs from base 240 to 2969 and encodes 909 amino acids. Gene Ontology annotation, cellular component: nucleus; cytoplasm. The transcript has 23 exons. Gene Ontology annotation, biological process: negative regulation of DNA-templated transcription.